GGGAGGGGAGCCUGAGCCGGUCAGGGGCAGGGUUUGACCCUCUGGCUUUGUCCCCAGACGUGAACGAAUGCACCUCCGGACAAAACCUGUGCCACAGCUCCACCCACUGCCUCAACAAAGUGGGCAGCUAUGAGUGCCAGUGCCGCCCGGGCUGGAAGCCGAUUCCCGGGUCCCCCAACGGCCCGACCGACACCGUCUGCGAAGAUGUGGACGAGUGCAGCUCCGGGCAGCAUCGCUGCCACCCGUCCACCGUGUGCACCAACACCGUGGGAUCGUACAGGUGCCGCUGCCGCCCAGGCUGGAAGCCCAAACCUGGGCUCCCGAAUAACCAGAACAUCACUGUCUGUGAAGAGACGCCCUUUACCAACUGGACCCCGCCCCCAGGCAUCCACAGCCGGAGUCUGUCUCGCUUCUUUGAAAAAAUCCAGUAUCUGGGCAGAGACUUCAAGCCAGCCUCAGCCCCAGGCACCAUCAAGGACCUCAUGCAGAAUGUGGAUGAGCUGCUGGAGACCCCUGGGGACCUGGAGAGCCUGUCCCGCUCACAGCAGUGCUGUGUGGCCACCAACCUGCUGGUUGGCCUGGAGGCUGUCCUGAGAGAACUGAGCAAGCUCCUGCCCGACGGGCUGCUCAAUUACUCUGCCGUCACAGAACUGUCCCUGAAGGUGCAGGAGCAAGGAGACGGAAAUGUCACCUUGAGUCAGACUCAGGCAAAGAUGCAGCUGAACUGGAAUCUGGCACAGAAAUCUGGUGACACAGAUAAUGGCCCUUCUGCGGUGGGCCUUGUCUCCAUCCCAGGGAUGGGCAAGUUGCUGGCUGAGGCCCCCCUGGUCCUGGAGCCUGAGCAGCUGGCGGCUCUGCGUGAGAGACACAAGGGCUGGCUGCAGGACGCCCGCCCCGUCCUGCUCUCACAUGUCAACGCUGCCUUUCUGAGCAACAAGGACACCCGGAACCUCAGCUCCCCAGUGACUUUCGUCUUCUCCCACCGUUCGGUGAUCCCUGGGCCAAGGCAGAAGGUAUUCUGUGCCUUCUGGAAGCCUGGCCAGAAGGGAUGUGGUCACUGGGCCACCACAGGCUGCAGGACGGUGGACCCCAGAGACACCAGCACCACCUGCCACUGCAGCCACCUCAGCAGCUUUGCCGUCCUCAUGGCCCACUGCGACGUGCAGGAGGAGGCUCCUGUGCUGACCAUCAUCACCUACGUGGGGCUGGGCCUCUCUCUGCUGUGCCUCCUCCUGGCGGCCCUCACCUUCCUCCUGUGCAAAGCCAUCCAGAACACCAGCACCUCCCUGCACCUGCAGCUCUCGCUCUGCCUCUUCCUGGCCCACCUCCUCUUCCUCACGGCGAUCGACCGAACUGAACCCAAGGUGCUGUGUGCCAUCAUCGCUGGUGCCUUACACUACCUCUACCUGGCCUCCUUCACCUGGAUGCUGCUGGAGGGCCUGCACCUCUUCCUCACUGCGCGGAACCUGACGGUGGUCAACUACUCCAGUGGGAGCAGAUUCAUGAGGAAGCUCACGUUCCCUGUGGGCUACGGCAUCCCGGCUGUGAUCGUGGCCAUUUCUGCAGCAUCUCACCCUCACCUUUAUGGAACACCUGCCCGCUGCUGGCUCAACCCAGAAAAGGGAUUUAUAUGGGGGUUCCUUGGACCCGUCUGUGCCAUCGUCUCUGUAAAUUUGGCUUUCUUUCUGAUGACCCUCUGGAUUUUGAAAAGCAGACUCUCCUCUCUCAACAGUGAAGUGUCUACCCUCCAGAACACAAGGAUGCUCACAUUUAAAGCGACAGCUCAGCUCUUCAUCCUGGGCUGCACGUGGUGUCUGGGCAUGCUGCAGGUGGGGCCAGCUGCCCAGGUGAUGGCCUGCCUCUUCACCGUCACCAACACGCUGCAGGGUGUCUUCAUCUUCCUGGUAUACUGCCUCCUCAGCCAGCAGGUCCGGGAGCAAUACAGGAAAUGGUUCAAAGGGAUCAGGAAAUCGAGAGCUGAGUCUGAGGUGUACGUGCUUUCCAGCAGGGCUACAUCUGACACCUCUAGUCCCAGCACGCACUGUGGAGAGAGCCAGACCCGCCACUUGCCACUCGGGUGACCUGGAAUAACUCAC
This is a messenger RNA of Propithecus coquereli (Coquerel's sifaka), 2096 nucleotides long. It is a transcript of the gene ADGRE2, whose product is annotated as adhesion G protein-coupled receptor E2. The transcript is spliced from 15 exons. The record is from RefSeq and is a predicted model, not a curated record. The annotation marks the transcript as partial. Gene Ontology annotation, cellular component: membrane. Gene Ontology annotation, biological process: cell surface receptor signaling pathway; adenylate cyclase-activating G protein-coupled receptor signaling pathway. Gene Ontology annotation, molecular function: calcium ion binding; G protein-coupled receptor activity. NCBI's taxonomy places the organism in Eukaryota, Metazoa, Chordata, Mammalia, Primates, Indriidae.